AUGUUUAUGCUUAUGAUUGACAUUUCUUUAGCUGCUGUAGUCUUAACAUCAAAUAUAAGCGCAGAGGGCGGCAGCGUUGGACGACGAGUAUUAGCCUCGCGCCACAGUGUAUCUACUGCUAAUUCUAUAGAAUCGAACGAGACGUCUGCUUGUCGAAUCGACGUUGGUGAAGAUUCGCCUGCUAAGAAGAAAGAAAUUCUUCAGUUUACAGAUGAACACAAUCUUCUCUGGCCUAUAAAACUACGUGCUGAUUGUCUCUAUGUUGCACUUCCGCAACAAUUAGGUGAAGGUUCCAAAGAAAAAUUUGUUAGUCUUCUGGAAUUUGCUGAUGAUAUUUUGAAGUGUAAAAAUCUGAUUGUUUAUUUUGAUAAGACACGUUCCGAUCGCGCAUCUUUGGUCAAAACAUUCAUGUUUCUUGGUUUCCAUCCUUUAGCCCCAAACAAUCCUCUUACAUCAUCAAUCGAUUCCCGCUCGAACCAAUUAUUUCUAAUUUACAGUAUUGAUGGUGAUGGAUAA
Molecule: messenger RNA, 516 nt
Organism: Adineta ricciae
Lineage: Eukaryota; Metazoa; Rotifera; Eurotatoria; Adinetida; Adinetidae
Source: the annotation of a GenBank genome assembly